AUGAAGUUCUUUUCUCUUGCUCUUCUGGCCACAGCUGCAGCUGCCAGCCCCGCCCAUCGAUACUUCCACCUCAUCAGCUCCGGUGCCUCUAACAGCACAUACAAUGGCCUCUACUUAUCAACCCAGAGCACCGGCCCACUAAACAGUCAAGCAAUUCUCACCAGCGAGGAAAGUAUUGCCGGUGUCUUUAUCAUGAACAAUGGAACAGUGCGAUACAAAGCGGAGAACAACGCCCCGUGGGAACUUGCUUUGAUCCCUGGAAAGCAGAUCAAGUCUGGCGUUGAGGUCAGUGUCAGUCCCAAGUCUGGCAGCACAGGGUUCUCUCUCAGCAAGGGCGGUAUUCUGCAGGAUUCGAGCACAAAUUUUAGUGGCUGGCUUGCUUGUAGCGACAAGGGUCUUUAUUACGUCAACGCUGCUGUAGGUAGCGGCACACCUGAUGGAUGCUAUGAUAUUAAGCUUAAGGCGGACUACGAGUUUUCUACUUGA
Penicillium taxi is the source of this 486-nucleotide messenger RNA. RefSeq lists its product as uncharacterized. NCBI's taxonomy places the organism in Eukaryota, Fungi, Ascomycota, Eurotiomycetes, Eurotiales, Aspergillaceae. The transcript has 3 exons. Bases 1 to 486 code for a protein of 161 amino acids. The record is from RefSeq and is a predicted model, not a curated record.